Aspergillus chevalieri is the source of this 5154-nucleotide messenger RNA. RefSeq lists its product as uncharacterized. The record is from RefSeq and is a predicted model, not a curated record. The coding region runs from base 1 to 5154 and encodes 1717 amino acids. Gene Ontology annotation, biological process: DNA integration. Gene Ontology annotation, molecular function: zinc ion binding; nucleic acid binding. Lineage: Eukaryota; Fungi; Ascomycota; Eurotiomycetes; Eurotiales; Aspergillaceae. The transcript has a single exon.
AUGUCUGCAGCCCCGCGUCCACCAUUCUUGCCGGGCAGUUUAGAGGAGUUCACUGAACAUGCUGCAACCCACCACUCUGAAUGGUUUCAAUACUGUCGCCUUGCUUAUGAGUAUAUUGAGGAGGCAGAGGCUGCUAUUACUGAAGCAAGAGGACAAGCUGAUCAGACCAGCCUGAAGCUUCAAGCCUCUGAAACGGAAGUGAGCCGCCUGAAGGAAGAACUCUCUGCCCUACACCUCAAACAAGAGAAAAACCAAGCCCGAGACCAGGGAAUCAUUGAAUAUCAGAAGGAACAACUACGGGAAUCACAGCAGAAAUAUCUUGAAGCCUUGAAGGAAAAGGAUGAAGCACUACGCCUAGCAACUCCUGUGGUUAAUACACCUGCCCGAACUCCUGAACCCACUGCUGAAAUACACACAGUUGCUCCGGUGGGAACGCCUGCGUCGGUUGAUCCCCCAUCUACCAGCUCUGCCAGACUCUCUGAACGCCUACCUGACCCAGACCGAUUUGAAGGUGACCGGAAGGAUCUUCGCCGAUUCAUCUCCCAAAUCCAUGAGAAGAUGAAUGUCAACCAUGACCGUUAUCCCACCCCGCAAAGCCGCAUGACCUAUGUUACCAAUCGCCUGAGAGGGGCUCCAUAUGCCCAAGUUCUGCCAUAUAUCAAGAAAGGAAUCUGCCAGUUAAAGGAUUAUGAAGAAAUCCUAAAAAUCCUGGACCGAGCCUUUGGUGACCCGAACCGUGUGAACAAUGCCCGUAAUGAACUGUUCCGCCUGCGCCAAGCCAACAAAGAGUUUGGUAUGUUCUUUGCUGAGUUCCAGCGCCUUGCUCUAGAAGGGGAAAUGUCUGAAGAUGUUCUGCCUACCCUGCUGGAACAAGCUAUCAACCGAGAACUCCGAGGAAUGCUCAUGCAUAAUGAACCCCCAAACCGUGAAUAUCACCAGUUUGCCAAUUUCUUGCAAGACUUGGAAAACCGCCGCCGUCACUAUGAGAAUAACCCUCCACCUGCUGCCCGAACCUAUGCCUCAGCUACAAAACCCACCAACCCUGUCAGACCCACUGAACACCCUGCUACACUGCAGCCUGCUGAAAACAAUACUGAUGUUAUGGAUCUGUCUUCUGCUCACCGUCACACAACCUCCCGUCGAGAUCGUGGGGAAUGCUUCCGUUGUGGCUCCAAAAACCACUUGGUCCGAAACUGCCCACUACCUGAUAAUCGCCCUGUGGGAGUCUGCCCAGCCUAUCUAUCACCCCCGUCCUCACUCCCCCGCAAGCCCAGAACCUACACCUGUGUCAGAACGAUACCGUUCCCCAUCCCCAGACCUGUCAGCAAAAGGAGCGAGUCUGGCCUAAGUCGCGACCAGACGAUGAAUGAGCGCACUAUCCGUAUCUCUGCUGCUGCCACCCAAGGAUUAACUGUUGAAGAGGAAUCCUACCGUUCAAACCUGAUGAUUCUGCCCAUAACCCUGUCCCGACAUGAAAAAGAACUGCUAAGCUAUGCCAUGCUUGACACUGGUGCCGAAGGAAAGAGAUUUAUUGAUAAGGAAUGGGCCCAAGACAAAGGUCUUGAGCUACUGCCACUGAAAAAACCAAUCCGCCUUGAGACUUUUGACGGUCAAGAAGCUGAGAGUGGACCAAUCACCCACUAUGCCCAAAUGCAUAUGAGAAUUAACGAUCACCAAGAGAGAAGGGCUUGCUUCCUGGUCACACAGCUAGCGCACUAUCCUGUUGUACUAGGACUUCCCUGGUUAAAGAUCCACGAUCCCCGAAUUGGCUUUGCUGAGCAUACUGUCCUGUUUGAUAGCAAGUACUGCCAGGAACACUGCAACAUGCCCAUGAGACCUGCAAAAAUACGAGCUUUACAUGAUAUUCCACAAAAGACCCGCCCAAAACACCUGCCUCCCCGACCUGAGCGCUUGAAACACCGAGAUAUUGCUGCUGUAUCCAUGUCUGCCUGCUGUGCCUAUGCCCGAAGGAGUUAUCGCCUGUUUACUGUCACCGUUGAUGAUAUUGAAGCUGCCCUGAACCCUGUGCCUGAUGAAGAAGACCCAAUGGCGAAACUACCACCUGAGUUCCAAGACUUUGCAGAUGUAUUCUCACCCAGGGAGGCUGAGCGCCUGCCACCCCACCGCCCAUAUGAUCAUGAUAUUAAGCUACAAGAUGGGAAAGUGCCCCCAUUUGGGCCCUUGUACCCAAUGUCCCGAGAAGAGCUGAAGGCCCUGAAGGAAUGGAUUGAGGAAAACCUGAAGAAAGGGUUUAUUCGCCCCAGCUCAUCACCUGCUGCAUCACCUGUCCUGUUUGUGAAGAAGCCUGGAGGAGGCCUCCGGUUCUGUGUUGACUAUCGCGCCCUGAAUGCCAUCACUGUGAAAGAUCGCUACCCACUACCACUGACCAAGGAGACCCUGAACAACCUGAAAGGGAUGAAAUAUUUCACCAAGAUUGAUAUCAUUUCUGCCUUCAAUAACCUGAGAAUCAAGAAAGGACUUGAAUACCUGACUGCUUUCCGUACACGACUAGGGUUAUUUGAAUCCCUUGUGAUGCCCUUUGGUCUGACUGGUGCACCUGCUUCAUUCCAGCGAUUCAUGAAUGACACCCUGCGAGACUACUUGGAUACCUUCUGCACUGCCUAUCUGGAUGACAUCCUGAUCUAUAGUAAGACCCGUGAGGAGCAUACCCGCCAUGUCUGCUUGGUUCUUGAGAAACUGCGAGAUGCAGGCCUCUUUGCCAAACUGUCCAAGUGUGAAUUUGCUGUGCCUGAGACCAAGUUCCUGGGUAUCAUUGUUGGCCGAGAUGGCCUACGCAUGGAUCCUGACAAAGUGAAGACUAUUGUUGACUGGGAAACCCCAACUUGUGUGACUGAUGUCCAAGCAUUUAUUGGCUUUGCAAACUUCUACCGGAGGUUCAUCAAGGAUUUCUCCAAGAUCAUUACACCCCUAGUGAACCUGACAAAGAAAGGCAUCCAGUUUAAAUGGAACACUACCUGUGAGCUAAGCUUUAAUAUGCUGAAAAAGGCCUUCACCACUGCACCUGUCCUUAGACCAUUUGACUGGAAUAAGGAAGUUAUUCUGGAAACUGAUGCUUCUGACUAUGUUUCUGCUGGAGUCCUGUCUCAGUAUGACGAUGAUGGUGUCUUACACCCUGUGGCUUUCUUCUCCAAGAAACACUCAGUGACUGAAUGCAAUUAUGAGAUCUAUGAUAAGGAGUUAUUGGCUAUUAUCCGCUGCUUCGAAGAAUGGCGCCCUGAGCUGGAAGGAACCCCAUCUCCUGUCAAAGUUAUCACUGAUCACCGGAAUCUGGAAUACUUCAUGACAACCAAGCUCUUGAAUCGUCGACAGGCCCGCUGGUCUGAGUUCCUGUCCCGUUUUAACUUCAAGAUCAUUUACCGCCCAGGCAAACAAGGAGUGAAACCUGAUGCCCUGACCAGGAGGUCAGAGGAUCUCCCUAAGGAGGGGGAUGAGCGCCUGCUACACCAAAGCCAGACUGUUCUGAAGAAAGAGAACCUUGAGCUUGCACCUGACAGUUCAUCUGUUACCCUGAACGUUACAACUAGAGCCCAAGCUCAUUCUGCUGAGAACCCUAUUGUGAACCCACCCAGAACACCUGCUCAAACAAGGAGAGUUAGAUUUGCUGAUGAGACCAAUCACAACGUGCCAGAACCACCACAAGAUAUCAAGAAUCUGCUGGACAGUGCAUACCCACUUGAUGAGACAGUACAGUCAAUCCUGGAAGCCCUGGACAAGAAUGCCACACGACACCCUAAGAUCACCUUGGCUGACUGCCAGAGAAGAGGCAACUAUCUCUUCUACCGGAAUCGACUUUAUGUUCCAGAUCAUGGAGAGUUAAAAGCCGAGCUAUUGAGACAAUGUCAUGAUAAGCCAGCUGCAGGACACCCUGGCCGAUCCAAAACCUAUGAGCUCAUGUCCCGAGAAUACUACUGGCCUGGAAUGUAUCAAUAUGUUGAGCAAUGGACCCAGAACUGCCACACAUGCCGCCGCAUAACACCAUCCAGAGAAGCCCGUCAAGGCCUCCUGCGCCCUCUGCCUGUUCCUGAAAGAUCCUGGCAAGACAUUAGCAUGGACUUCAUCACACAUCUCCCGCCAAGCCAUGGGUAUGAUGCAAUCCUGGUUGUAGUAGACCGACUGACAAAAAUGAAACACUUCAUUCCAUGCAAGGGAACCUGCAAUGCAGAAGAAGUUGCCCACCUGUACACUUGCAAUGUUUGGAAACUCCAUGGCCUGCCACGAACUAUUGUAUCAGACCGAGGUCCGCAAUUCAUUGCCCAAUUCUGGAAACAUCUGAUGCGCCGCCUGCAAAUCACAAACUUGCUCUCAACUGCAUAUCACCCUGAGACUGAUGGCCAGACUGAGAGGACUAAUGCUGUUCUGGAACAAUACCUCCGCGCCUAUGUAUCCUACCUGCAAGAUGACUGGUCUGAAUGGCUACCACUAGCAGAGUUUGCUGCUAAUUCUACCCGCUCUGAGACUACCUGUGUUUCCCCAUUCUUUGCAAACUAUGGAUUUCAUCCACGAAUGGGAUUUGAACCUGUCCAGCCUACCAACCAGCCCACCAGAGAUGCUGAGGAAUUCGCCUGCCGGAUGAAGUUAAUCACUGAGUUUGUUCGUACAGAAAUUAUAUCUGCCCAGGCUCGCCAGGAGGAACAAGCCAACCGGAAGAGACAACCUGCCCGUUGUUACCAAGUUGGUCAGUAUGUAUGGCUAGAUUCUCGCAAUAUCCGGACCCUUCGCCCGCAGAAGAAGCUAGACUGGAAGAACUUAGGGCCAUUCUGCAUUACUGAGAUCGUCAGUCCGCACGCUUAUAAGCUUGACCUGCCUGCCAGCAUGAGGAUACACCCAGUAUUCAACGUCAGCCUACUUCGCCCUGCUGCCAGAAACCCUGCCCCGGGCCAAAGACAAGAGCCCCCACCACCUGUUGAAGUUGAUGGACUCGAAGAAUGGCAAGUUGAAGACAUCUUGGAUUCCCGUUGGGAAAGAAGAGGCCGUGGAGGACCUCGCUUGAAGUAUACUGUCAAAUGGACUGGUUAUGAUGAGCUGACUGAAGAACCUGCCUCAUACCUGGAGCAUGCUCAAGAGAUCGUAACAAAUUACCAUCGCCGUUAUCCCUACAAGCCUGGGCCUGGCCUCGACGGAGCUCGGCCUUGA